Messenger RNA from Oxyura jamaicensis (ruddy duck), 3954 nucleotides. RefSeq names its product DISC1 scaffold protein (gene DISC1). The coding region runs from base 344 to 2824 and encodes 826 amino acids. Gene Ontology annotation, biological process: neuron migration; cilium assembly. The record is from RefSeq and is a predicted model, not a curated record. Gene Ontology annotation, cellular component: intermediate filament cytoskeleton; centrosome; microtubule. Lineage: Eukaryota; Metazoa; Chordata; Aves; Anseriformes; Anatidae. The transcript has 15 exons.
GGCCGUGGCCGCCGCUUUCCGCCCGGCUCGGAGCAAGGCGGGGGGGCCCGGCCGGGGGCGGCAUGUGGCGGCCGCAGCCCCGGCCCGGCGGCACCGACAGGCGGCGCCGCGGUGGGAGGGAGGCGGCGAGCCCAGCAUUUGGCUUCCUUGAGCAAACGUUCUUCCUAAUUGAGCAGCAGACAGUGUGCAGCCUUUCCUGGUUUUGGACAUAAUACGUAUUAACAACUCGUGUGAAAACAGCUUUUCACACCACCUUUGGAGUAUCGGGCUUAAAGAUGGUUCGGAGCACUCAUUGCCUUCAGGCUCUCUUCGUAAAAAGAAACUGGCAAAACGACCUGGAUACAUGAGGCCAGAAGCUCAGCGACAGAUCGAGUUUCAGUCCCUGGGUGCCUGUGAGCCAUUCAGCCCAGAAGAGUUCAAACAUGGCAGGCAGCAUUGUGAAGACUUUGAGAAAUGCUGUCCGUUCGGACAAUACAAAAAGAACUUUGAAUUCUUACACUGCCGUUCAACUGCAAGUAGUGCUGUAGUUCCUGCUGAUGGGGUAACAGCACUGGGCGCUACUGGAAAUAUGCUGGGAAACUGCAAAAAUCUUUCUUGUUACAAGAAUCCACAAUCAGAAAACACAAUGAUAUCAAUUUACCCUGCUGAAGCAACAAGCAAAGAUGUUUCUACUGUAUGCUGUGCACGGCAAAUGGGCCACAGCACUAAAGUGAGCGAGCCCCAAAAGGUGCAUGCCUUGGAUCAGACAGAAGUGAAUAAUAACUGUGAAUAUCAAAACAGAGAGGUUGUUUCUCAUUCUGUUGAUUCACACAAUAGCUUUAGUUCAAGAUUCAGCUUCAUACAGCUCUCCCUGAACUCAGCCUCUGGAGUAAGUGGUGCUGAAGGCAAGGCAACCGUCAAGGAAGCUGAGCGUGUUCUGCAUGCCAGCAUUGCAGGAAAUCUACAGGAGCUAGAAGAGACAGCAAGAACUCACGAGCACUCAAGAGCUUUGCGUUGCUUCUCUAGGCCCAGUGAUGAUUUGAAGCAUGAAAACGAGACCACAGCAAAUGAUAAACUACAGGAUUGUGAGACCGUCUCUCUCUCAGAUACAGAUGCAACGUUUUCAUAUUCUACAGAUUCCUCAGAUGCAGCAUCUGCUGGUUCUUCUGUCACCUCAGGCUAUGAAAGUAGUUUCACUGUUAGUGACCAUAACUGGGAUACUUUGAUGAAAAAGUAUGAACCAGUGCUACUAGACUGCCAGCUUGGCAACCGGAGUACGUUAAAGAUAAAAUCCUUGAUCUUACGGCUUCAGAGGCUUCAGGAAAAAGCAAUAGAGGAAGAUGAUUAUGACAGAGCUGAUAAAUUUAGACGGAAACUAGAAGAACUGGAGAAAGAAAAAAAAUCUUUAAAAUUCCAGCUUCCUUCAAGACAUCCUUCAAUUAGCAAUUUUUUGGAUAGCUUUGUUACCCAAGUUCAAGCUACAUUGCGCUGGGCUGCAGAUCGGGUUAGAGAUGAAGAAACCCAGCUUUCUCAUGAAAACGAACAUAAACUUUUGAGAUCCACUUACAAGGAGAGGAUACAGGUUUCGGCCACAAAACGAAAGCAGCUUUUUCAAGAAAAGAAAUGGCUACAGAAAGAAAUUGAAGACCUCCGAGCGAGAUUGGCUGUAUUGGAAGCAAAAGAUCAACAGCUAAGAAGAGAAAUUGAGGAACAAGAUAGGCUUAUUCAGUCACAGGACUGUGAACUGACUGCUUUACUUGGCUGUGUUUCUUUGAGAGAACUACAGGAAAUAAGCAAGGCUGUGGAUGACACAUUAGCAUCCUCCUAUCAAAUUCCAUUCAGUUUGGAUCUUCCGGGGACAAUAAAGAGCCUUCAGGAAAAAGAACAAUCAUUCAGCAUGUCCAUUAAAGAAACUACUGCCAAAGUUUGCACAAGUCAGAAACUCUGCAGUACUUUGAGGAGGAAAGUGAGUGAUAUUGAGACUCAACUACCCGCUCUACUUGAAGCCAAAAUGCUGGCUGUAUCAGGAAGUAAUUUCGGUACUGCUAAGGAUCUGACAGAAGAAAUAAGAUCAUUAACAUCUGAGAAGGAGGGGCUGGAAGGACUUCUAAAUGAGCUGCAGGUUUUGAGUGCCAGAAACAUCCGAAAAUUAGAGAGAAUUAAAGACGAUUACAACAGACUGAAACAAGAACUUGAACAAGGAGAGACUGCCUUUGUGACCUGUGUAAAAGAAAAUGCUGAAAAGUAUAUGGAGAUGCUGGAAGAUAAACUACAUAGCUGCAGGAGCCAGCUGCUCCAAAGAGUGUGGGAAGCUGACUUGGAGGCCUGUCAGCUGUUGAUCCGAGGCUUUCAACUGAAAGAAACCAGUUGCUGUGGUUUUGAGGAAGAGGACAACCAAAUGGAUGAGCUGGAGAUGGCGGCUGAUGGCCCUACUGAUUCUGAAAAAAGAAAAGAAGGUCACUUUCCGAAGGGCACAGAGUGGGGCAGUGCUCUGUACCCCAAGCACAGUGAGCUGAAACAGGUUGUGGAAGACAUUUCAUUUGGAGCAGAGGGUCAUUUAUCUGAGGAGUUCUUCAUAUUUUCCGCGGAGUUGGAUGAAAAAUGUGAAGCAAUAAGUGAGAAAUUGGUGCAUCUGGAAGAUCAACUGCAAACUUCAGUUUGCAGAGUUGAUGAAGGAGUUAUUCAUAUCCUUUUUGAUUCUCUGCAGAGGGAGAUCCAGGUGGUGAAGGAGACACUCCAGACCGUGCUGGUGCAACUUCAGCCAGCCAGGGAGGCAGGAGAAGAAAAGGCUGGAGACUUCCUCUGCGACAGCUGGUGUCCAGGAAAACAAGACUUGGAGGAAUAAUGAGCAGAAAGAACUGGUAGGAUGACAUUAAUUCACCAAGGGUGGCUUUUAGUAACUGAAUACUGUUUUACCAAGCCUCAGGGAUCUCUUCUCUGCCUGCAUAACUAAUAACUAAAUCAAUUAUGGAGAAACAGAGCCUGGAGGUCUAUCAUCAGAAGUACUCUACGCAGCCUCACAUGUUUUGGCACAGAUUGGGAAACAGCUUUCGGAGCAGAGCAUCCCCUGUAAAUGUGUAGAUUACAAAUUGAUACAUUUCAAGUGAGUCUGCAAAGUUGCCUUUAAUGUCAGUGAAAUGUUCUCCUUGAAGACUUGUAAACAGUAUCUGUCUUCCUUACUCACGGAUUUUUUUUCCUGCUUUAAAAAUGUAGUGUUAAAGCUGGAACAUCUAGUAUUUCUUGUAAAAUAGCUGUAAGAAUAUAAGAUUUUUUUUCCUUUGGCUUUAACAGCUCUCUUACACUGAAUGUAUUUGCACAUUCCUGCCAAUAAUUAAAUCAAUAGGAUGAAAUUCAAGCUAACCAUGUACUCUUAACUGAAAUUCAGAGCUCGUUUACUCAGUGGUAUUGAGUACAGUAGAGGUAACUAACAGCAGCCCUUACAGCAGUAGUUUAACUAUUUUCAUUUAGGUAUCAAUAUAAACUUGUUUUAGUAUUACAGGGGUUGUAAAGCACACAAAAAAUACUAUGUUGCUGAUUUUGUGCUCCUUGUAUUUAAGUAUUGUAUGAACAGUAAAUCAUUUAGGUCUCCUUGUAAAGUUUAUUAUUACUGCUAUAUUAUUUUGAGCUUCCUUCUAAACGUAAGGAAUGCAGGUUUUUUUUGCAAUAGACACGUAUGUAUAUGUACAUACUUAAACAUGUAUUUUUAAUAGGAAAGAAAAGCAAUGUUCCAUUGAAGCCAACUAGUACAAAUGACCUAUAUUUAGAUCAUUGUUCAAAACAGUUAAUAUCUUUAGGAAUUCAUAAUGUACUCUUGGAUACCAGAAUGUAUCUGAUACCACAAAGUUCUGCUCCUGCCAUUUGUUGCAGAGGGAGAAUUUAAAAACAAAAUGUCUCUCAUUCGUUUAUUUUAAGCCAGUAGAUCAAGCAAGUGUCUUGUGACUUAUUACUGUACUUUUUAAUACUAUUUGUAUGACA